AUGCUGAAAGCAUCACGAGUGAGCGUCCCCCAGCAUUUAACGGGGAGUAGAUGGACCCGCGUGGCACGCAGGAAGAUAGAUACGAAUGCCAAACGCAACCCAGCGGCAGCUCCCAGCUCUCUACGGCAGUUCUCUCGCCUCUCGGCCACCACCCGCCUGCCGACACCGCCGGGGCUCACCGGGCCGAGGCGGCGGUCCCCGGGAGCGAGGCGGAGGCGCCGCGCGGCUGGCGGUAAAAAGACCCGAGCUCCCGCCGCUCGCGCUCAUAUAGAAUUAACGUCACCACGUCACCCCCCUCCCCCUCCUCCGCGCGCCCCGGUCUCCUGGCAACGCGCGCGCGCGCUCUCCUCGCGCUCCCGCCCGCCGGGCGCGCGCCGGCCCUUGGCCGAGGCGGUCGUGGCCGGGCCUGCCCUGCCCUGCCCGGCCCUGCCCCCGCCCGCCGCCGGAGGCGCCGAGGGAAGGCCCGGGCCGAGGCGGUGCCGGGAGCGCGGCGCUGCCCUCAGAGCGGGUAUUGUUCUUUGUGCCGCUGCGCGCCGGGCCGGGGCGUCCGAAGGCACCGAACCGCGGUGCUCCGUCACGCAGGGCGGGUUCGCUCGAGCAGACAUUCCCUUUAUGCAAUCAGCUAAAGUGGCAAUCAGCUGUAAACAAGCGACGCAGGAAGGCUUAGAUUCACAGGAAGGCUGGCCUGGCUUGUUUUCCCACAGCCUGCACCUCGUGACUUGCAGAGCACUGAGGGUAGCGGUGUGUACUAUCCACUGCCAGAACUCUCUGUUACUGCUAAAAAUGCCCACGGUAGCACCCCUGGCAGGGAUGAGAUAUAUAUUCAGCUCCAGUCUGGGCAAGAAAUAGCUUUCCUGUGCCAUGAACAGUUCUGAGCCCUAUGGAAAAAGUAGCAUUCCAAACAGGGAGGAGAAGACAGUAUCCUAUUCCAUGGACUGUGAUCCUUCCCUCCCCUUUCUAAACCCUCCAAAAUCACAGAUGGUACAAACACAAACAUUCUAUUCAUAUCGACUUUGAUUGCUUUAUUUUGAUUUUUUUACCACAUCAGUAUGUCUUUACUAGCAUUAAUUCUGUUUCUGCAAUUAAAAGUCAAGAUAAAUCCAAAAAACUUGAAUUUUAUUACUUUAAAAAGUCAAAACGACAUCCUGAGAAUUUUAGGACAUUCUGUCCCACACUGCCUUUUUAAUACAGUUGAAAAAUUCACCAAGACUAACUCUUUUGGAUGAGCAAUUUCAUUUUCAAAGAAUUGGCAAUUACCAGUUUAAUCUCUGACCUUGCCCUUCAAAAAAAAAGAUUCUCAGCAGCUCUAGUCAGUGUGAUCUGACACAGGAGAGUUAGUUCCUUCCUCCCUGGCAACUUUGAUUACUCAGAAGAUGGUGAAUUUUAGUAAACACAGACACAAAAGCAGACUACUUACUUUUCCCAGUAUAUUUUUCUAAAACUUUGGGAUUUUUUCAGCAACGUAGACAACAUUUUUGCCUGAAGACUUAACAUCACAAAACAUCACAGAAUACAGGUUGAAAGGAUUGCAGCUACUCAACUUCAGUCAGCAAAAAUCUUAAGGCUUUAUAUAAUUUAGUGUCUCAAAAUUAUAGUUUGAAAUACUGCAGCACUUCAGGUGGCUGACAUUCAAAGACCGAUCACUCACAUACCUAAAGCUGUCUGAAGAAUGUCAAAGAAGAGAUAUGAACUAGCUCCAUUAUGUUGAAAUAAAUUUGUAAGAGAAGGUGGAUAUUUAAAUCUUCUUUGUAACGUCAUUUUCUAUCUUUAAUCUUGCAUCGCUUCCUCUGUAUCAUUGACCUUAGGCUAGAGUUGGGUGGUAGAAAGAGGAAAGGGAAGAGUAUUCAGCUAAAGAUCUUAGAGUUUUUUGUCAACAUUGCAGUAUCUGGCAUUCUCUCUGCUUGAUCUGCCCCAUCCUGUUGCUGCAACCCUUGGGCAGAAAGGCCCCAACACAGUGACCUGACCUCCUGUCUAGGCAGGCUUGCUGCUUGGUGGUUCACAGAUCCAGGAUGUUGUUGUCUGACAGUCAAACUAUUUCCUGCUGCUCUUCCAGGUGCUCACCAAUGAUACCACCGGGGAGACCUGGAGUUUAUUAUAGCUGAUCACUGAUAACUAAACACACAGGCAAUGAGGUGUACUCAAACCUGUUUUGGGUGUACCCAAAACACUGCAAACAGCACAAAGUCCUUCUAGGAGCCAGUCGCCGAUGGUGAACCUCAGAGGUCAAUACUGUGGCCAAUACUGUUUAACGUCUUCAUUAAUGACCUGGGUGGUAGGAAAGAAUGCACCCUUCGCAAAUUUGCAAAUCUUAAUACAAAACUCAGAGUGCCAGCUGUUAAACCAGAUGGUAGUACUGCCAUUCAGAGAGAGUUUGGGAGGCUGGAAAAAUGGGCUGGCAGGAACCUCGUGAAGUUCAACAAAGGGAGGUGUAAAGUCCUGUCUCUGGGAAGGAACACCCCAUGUAGGAGAAGCCUGGGGACAACAGGCUGGAAAGCAGCUUUGCAGGAGAGGACCUGGGGGUCCAGUGGACUCCAAGCUGACCAUGAGCCAGAAAUGAGCCCUUGCCACCCAAAAAAAAAAAGGCCAGCAGCCUCCCACACUAUAUUAGGAAAAAUAUGACAAGGGAAUUGGUUCUUCCUCUCUGCUUAGCUCUUCUGAGACAUAGCUGGAGUGCUGGGUCCAGUUCCAGGGUUCCCAGUACAAGAAGGACAUAGACAUAGUGCAUCAGGUCCAGUAAAGAGCUAUGAAGAUGGCUAGGGAGUGAAGCAUCUCUCCUGUGAGGAAAGGCUGAAAGUUCAGUUUGUGUAGCCUAGAGAAGAGAAGGCUUGGGAGUAAUCUUACCAAAGUCUGUGAACACAUGAUGGAAAUAGACCAGACUCAAAGGUGCCCAGUGAAAAAAAGGAAAUUCCACUUAAACAUAUGAAGAACUACUUUGCUCUAAAGGUGAUAAAACACAAGGAGAAGUUGACCAGAGGGAUUAUGGAGUCUCCAUCUGUGGAGAUAUUGAAACCCCAGUUGAACACAGCCCACAGCAGCCUUUUCUAGCUGCUCCAGCUUUGAGGAAACUCUUCAGAGUUCCCUUCCAGACUUGACUCUUCUGUGAUAUUUACAUGAAAGCUUUGUUGCAUUUGAUGUUUGGGGAGGUAAGGUUAAAAAGCUAUGAAAAACAUCCCAGUUAAAUCACAAUGAAAAAUGCAACAUAAUACCAUUAAUUUAAAACUACUAGAACAGUGACACAACACGUGUAACAUAAACAGCGCUCACACAUCUGCCUGAUUAAUUGCAGAAUGUUCACGUAGAAGGCAGACCAAAAUUAUUCUCCAUGAUUUGCAUGGCAGAUUUGCAUGGAGACAAAAAGUCUUCAUGACUGGGGAAGUGAAAGCUGGCUGUGUUCUCUGCUGUUUAUUUAUUUAUUUAAAAGAAGGGCAUGCUGGCUUCUAGUUACAAAUAUAGCAUUUUAGUGUUCUGCGGAAGAGCAGAUUGCUUCUGCGCCAUUUAGUCUUAUCGUCUCUAUGCAUUUUGUGUCAUAUACAUAGGCUAAUUUCAGCAUUUUUCUUACAAAGUAUAACUAUUUAAAAGCUGAGAGCAUUGAUGAAACUGGUUUAUGUGUGAUCUUGUUUCGUUGCCUUAUGUUGCUGCUUUUACUCUUCAUCUUUCUCCGUCUUCCACUACAAUAAACAGACCUGCCAGUCUUAAGAACUCUGUGGUAUUGCUGCAUUAGCUGAAAAAAGAUGAAGGCCAGAAAUGGGGCAGUAAAAUACAGGGAAGCUGAGGAGCAAAAGAGGGGAAGUUUGAUGAGAUAUGUGGGAUUUGCUACCUACAGUAAGCAAAGCCUUUAAAAAUAAGGGGUGGAAUUAAUUCCACCUAACUUCAGACGUCCUCAGCUACAAUAUCUCAGCUUCCUUGGCUUGUCUUAGUAGUGGACAAAGAUAAGCUCCUGUUCAGUGCCAUUCACCUGAUCUGUUUUAGUUGUCUAUUUGAAGGUGAGAUGACUUGUGCCCAGAAAUGCCUCCUUCAGUCUACUGACAAUACAUGGAAGACUGGCUCAAAUGUAAAAGUGUACAUUUACUGAAUCUAUCCAAAUUCUCUAGCAGUGUUUUGAACACCUGAAAGGAAAAGGAAGCCAAACAGCAGGAAUAGGCUGCGCAGUUUGUACUUGUCAAAGCUCAUGCCUGCAGCGUGGUGCCACAGAGCAUCUGGAACACAGUUGUUUCAGAUCACCCAGUAUUUGUAUUUUGCAUGCUAUUUGCUAGUGUGGUUCUUUCCUUCAUGUUUUCCACAGAUCCAGUGGUGCCAGGAUCUGAAAUGCAAGGAGUAUAUGUGGCAUCUGGUUGUUUGGCUUCGGGUUUGGACCUGUCAAGGUGACAUCUGCUCCCAAGGUCACCUGAUUGCCUCAGUGGCCACCUGGGUCCCUUUUUCCUAAAAUGCUUUGGACUCACUUGCUGGGACUUGAUGGUAGCUGCAAAAUUCUGGACAUGAGCAGAGGCACAAGUCUUAUCAGAUGUGUUGCUCCUUUCCUUUGCAUCACUUUGGCACUGCUGUUUUGGAGUAGAUGUGGUCCUGGUCCUCAUGGUACCCUUUCUUGUGAAUGUAGUGUGCCAGAAGCUCCAAACUGCAGUAUUAUUGCAG
Numida meleagris (helmeted guineafowl) is the source of this 4629-nucleotide messenger RNA. RefSeq lists its product as uncharacterized. The transcript is spliced from 4 exons. Bases 1 to 849 code for a protein of 282 amino acids. Lineage: Eukaryota; Metazoa; Chordata; Aves; Galliformes; Numididae. The record is from RefSeq and is a predicted model, not a curated record.